UGUAUAGAUUAUAGAAAAUUAUCAUAUCACUUAAUUCGAUGACCCUUGGGAGUAGUUUUGUUUCAAUUUCGAGAUUUAAUUCAAUGAGAAUGAUAGGAAGUGGCAGAUAGAGCAUAAAUGUGCAAACACCACUAUCAUCAGUUCAUCAAACAGCACAAGCCACAGUCGAGAGUAAGAGAACCUUUUCAGUGUUUACACGGCUUCAAACCGCCACUUGUUUUAUUCUCUAUCUCUCGACGCCACCGCCACAAUCAGCAUGCCACCCCAACAACCCCUCCUGGAGCCAGAAGAGGACACGGCCUACGACUCCUCCGAGAAGGUGGUGGUGGCGGUGGGAGUGGAGGAUGAGUACGGCGAUGACGUGGAGGCGCCGCCCUUCUCGUGGAAGAAACUGUGGCUGUUCACUGGGCCGGGGUUCUUGAUGAGCAUAGCGUUUCUUGACCCAGGGAACUUGGAGGGGGAUCUUCAGUCGGGUGCGAUUGCAGGAUACUCGCUGCUCUGGCUGCUCAUGUGGGCCACCCUAAUGGGCCUUCUGAUUCAGCUGCUUUCGGCCAGGCUCGGGGUGGCCACAGGGCGGCACCUGGCUGAGCUGUGCAGGGAGGAGUACCCGCCAUGGGCCAGGAUUGUGUUGUGGCUCAUGACUGAGUUGGCUCUUAUUGGCUCCGACAUACAAGAGGUUAUUGGCAGCGCUAUUGCUAUCCGGAUUCUCAGUAACGGAUUUGUUCCUCUAUGGGCUGGUGUCGUCAUUACUGCUCUUGAUUGUUUUAUUUUUCUAUUUCUCGAGAACUAUGGUGUGAGGAAAUUGGAGGCAUUUUUUGCUGUUCUGAUUGGCAUAAUGGCGCUCUCAUUUGCAUGGAUGUUCGGUGAAGCAAAACCCAAUGGGGUUGAUGUUCUUCUUGGUGUUUUGGUUCCUAAACUUAGCUCCAGAACUAUAAAGCAAGCUGUUGGAGUUGUUGGUUGCAUCAUUAUGCCUCACAACGUGUUCUUGCAUUCCGCUCUCGUUCAGUCAAGGCAGAUUGAUCAAACCAAGAAAGGCCGCGUUCAAGAAGCUCUUAAUUACUACUCCAUAGAGUCCACCUUGGCCCUUGCAGUCUCUUUCAUCAUCAAUAUUUUCGUCACGACUGUGUUUGCCAAGGGCUUUUACGGUACCGAAAUAGCCGAUAGUAUUGGCCUUGUAAAUGCAGGGACUUAUCUUCAGGAGAAGUAUGGGGGUGGAUUAUUCCCAAUCCUAUAUAUAUGGGGCAUUGGUUUGUUAGCAGCAGGGCAAAGUAGCACUAUAACUGGUACAUAUGCUGGGCAAUUCAUCAUGGGAGGUUUUCUCAAUUUAAGGCUGAAGAAAUGGGUGAGGGCGUUAAUUACCCGAUGCUGCGCAAUCAUCCCAACCAUGAUAGUCGCUCUUAUCUUUGAUACCUCGGAGGAAUCUUUAGAUAUCCUGAAUGAAUGGCUAAAUGUUCUUCAGUCAGUUCAAAUCCCAUUUGCUCUUAUUCCCUUGCUUUGCUUGGUGUCCAAGGAACAGAUAAUGGGCACUUUCAGAAUUGGUCCUGUCCUCAAGAUUUUUUCUUGGCUGGUGGCUGCUCUGGUGAUAGUGAUCAAUGGCUAUCUUUUGCUAGACUUCUUCUCCUCUGAAGUGAAUGGAGCAGUGUUUGCCGUUGUAGUGUGUGCACUAACAGCUGCUUAUGUUGCAUUUGUAAUAUACCUUAUUGCGCGUGCUGUUUCCUUUUCGCCUUGGCAAAGUUUAGAUCGAUCAAAGGCAACUAGCACAGAGAACUGAGCAUUAAUCCUUGUUCCUUCAGACCAUGGAUGCCGCUCAAGACUUUCAAUGGAUACUCUAUUCACACACUAGCUAGUUUUUUCGUUUAAGCAAGGGGCUCUGGUUCCUUAUUUGCUAUCUGUGCAUCAGUUACACAAGUCUAAAUAGAUGUUCCUGUUGUAUUAUUAUUAAUAUUAUUAAUGAAACUAUGAUGUUCAAA
Messenger RNA from Arachis stenosperma, 1970 nucleotides. RefSeq names its product metal transporter Nramp3.2-like. The record is from RefSeq and is a predicted model, not a curated record. Bases 257 to 1771 code for a protein of 504 amino acids. Gene Ontology annotation, biological process: defense response to bacterium; positive regulation of reactive oxygen species metabolic process; metal ion transport. NCBI's taxonomy places the organism in Eukaryota, Viridiplantae, Streptophyta, Magnoliopsida, Fabales, Fabaceae. Gene Ontology annotation, cellular component: vacuolar membrane. The transcript has 4 exons. Gene Ontology annotation, molecular function: cadmium ion transmembrane transporter activity; manganese ion transmembrane transporter activity.